Cyprinus carpio (common carp) is the source of this 1979-nucleotide messenger RNA. Its product is annotated as gastrula zinc finger protein XlCGF8.2DB-like. NCBI's taxonomy places the organism in Eukaryota, Metazoa, Chordata, Actinopteri, Cypriniformes, Cyprinidae. The record is from RefSeq and is a predicted model, not a curated record. The transcript has a single exon. Bases 161 to 925 code for a protein of 254 amino acids.
AGGGAAAGAUCAUUAUUUCAUAACUGGAGAAAAAUCUUUUAGUUGCUCACAGACUGAAAAGACUUCCUCAAGAAAAAAGGCUCAAAAUACAGGAAGUAGUUAUUUCUCCUGCCAACAGUGUGGAAAGUGUUUCAGUGAAAAAGCAAGUAUUAAAAGACACAUGAGAGUUCACACAGGUGAGAAGCCUUAUGCCUGCCAACAGUGUGGAAAGCAUUUCAGUCAUAAAGAAACUCUUAAAGCACACGUUAGAAUUCACAAUGGAGAGAAGCCUUACACAUGUCCUCAGUGUGGGAAGAGUUUCACUCAACUUGGAAACCUUGGAGUCCACAUGAGUCUUCACACUGGAGAGAAGCCUUACAAAUGCCAACAGUGUGGAAGAAGUUUCAAUCAAAAAAGAAACCUUAAUUGCCACAUGACAAUUCACACUGGAGAGAGUCUUUUCACCUGCCAACAGUGUGGAACAAGUUUCACUCACAAAGGAAGCUUUAAUAGACACAUGAGAAUUCACAAUGUAGUGCAGCCUUACACAUGCUCUCAGUGUGGAAAGAGUUUUGCUCAACAUGAAAACCUUAAAGUCCAUAUGAGAACUCAUAGAGAAAAACCCUACACAUGUUCUGGGUGUGGAAAGAGUUUCCGUCAAAAACGGCACUUUGAAGACCACAUGAGAAUUCACUCUGGAGAGCAACCCUACACUUGUCCUCAGUGUGGAAAGAGUUUCAAUUACAAACAACACAUUGAAGAGCACAUAAGAAUUCACACUGGAGAGAAGCCUUUCACCUGCCAACAAUGUGGAAGAAAUUUUAACCGAAAAGGAACCCUUAACAGGCACAUGAGAACUCACACAGAAGAGAAGCCGUUUACAUGUGGUCACUGUGGAAAGAGUUUCAGAUAUAAAGGAGCCCUUAAGUACCACAGUAACACAUGAGUUUUCACAUAUGAAAGAACUGUAUUUUAUGUCAUCAGUGUGGAAUUGUGGAAAGGUUCACAGACAGGAAACAUCUUAGGAAUCAUUGCAGAAACAAGGAAAUCUUGUUCAAAAUACGUGAUUGGUGGAUUUAGGCCUUGUUUGCACCUGGGUUUAAAAUGUGUUUUGGUUGAUCAGAUCAUAAAUACUCCGUAUCACCAUCUCUUGUCCACUUUCAACUGCUUCUUUCCCCAUUUUUUCAAGGGGAGGGCCAGUGGGUGGGUAAAUAAUAUUUGUUUUCUUUCUCAGAUGCUUUUACGAUCCAAAUGCUAUAAAAAUCACGUUCUCACAAUAUACAUAUAAAUGCAAAAUGAGACAGUGGAAAAAGAUAAGGAGAACAGCAGCUUUCGUUUCUACUCUGAUAGCUGCAAAACCAGACCAAACGCUGUGGUUGAAUGUUAUAAUUGAGGAUUGGUGGAGAACAUUUUUGCUUGAUAGGUUUGAUUAAUAUGUAAAUAUGUGCUGCAUGUAUUCCUUUUAUUAACUUAAUAAAUGUGAUAAAACGUACUCUGGUACUAACUUAACCUCGGUUCCCUGAGAUACGGGAACAAGUACUGCGUCGCUAGAUGCUUAUGGAGGAAAACUCCUUUUUCACCAAUAACUGAAGCCUUUUUCAAUAACGCAGAAUAAUUGCAAGGCCAUUGGUGCGUGCCGUGAAAAAAAAAAAGCGCUCUGCAAAGCCUUGAACAACAGGUCCAAAAAGCCCCAUGGGGGAGACUGGACAGUCGAGGAUGGGAACCUUGUCUGCCUCCUUGAUCUUGAGUCCGGUUUAGCCAUAAGUGGUUCUCCAGCAUUGACCUGUCAAUGGCUUGUACUGUUGCCUUUGUGGCUCGUAGGGCCAAGUCUGUCACGCUGCGCAGUUCUUUGAAAGCCGUGGGGUCGGGUAUGGACUCAUCCAUGCAGCGGGGCUGUUAAGCCUGAACGAUCUGGAGUACGGUCAUAGAGUGAAGUCCAUAGGCUGCUUGGCCAGACGAGGAGUAGACACGUCCAGCGAGGGCCAAAGUAGUCCAACACG